This is a messenger RNA of Paramecium octaurelia, 597 nucleotides long. Lineage: Eukaryota; Ciliophora; Oligohymenophorea; Peniculida; Parameciidae. The record is from the annotation of a GenBank genome assembly.
UUAUAAACAUGAUUAAAUUUAUUGCCAGAAAAAUUGAGAGAUCUUCCUCCUUAAAAAGAGAUGAACAAAAAAUUGAAGAGGAAUUAUAAUUCGAACACCCUGUUAAUAUUCAAAAACCUUUAACCAUAUCGGAUCAAGAAUACAGCGACGAUUAUUAGUUAUUGAAAUAAAAUCCUCCUGGGGUGAGUUUAAAAUUAAACAUUGGAACACCAAAAAUAGAAACGCCUUCGAAGUUACCCUACGUUUUAGACGAUACUCUUUAAAGGUAAUCCUAAUGUAAUUAAUUACCAGAUAGAAAGGAAGAAUGAAAUUCUAUGAUGAUGCCAAGAAAUAUGGAUUUUUAGUUCUUGAUGAAGAUGGAACAGAUGUAUUCGUUCAUUAUGACGAUCUUUAAGCCGCUGGAAUUACUAUCGAAAAAAUGAAGCUCUACAAAAUUGUUCAUUAGUAUUCAUAAUUCUAAAGAUUAGGAAUAAUCCACAAUAUGUUAAAUUUACAAAAAAUGGAGGCCCUUAUUUCGAAUUCACUCUAAUGAAUUACAUGGGAAAAUAUAAUAAGAGUAGAAAAGCUAUAGAUCUAUAAUUAUUGAAUUAAACUUGA